UGAGCACAGUAUACAAUAUUUAUCAAUUCGACAUUGACUGCUUCCCUUUCUCCUUUCUCCUCAUAAUAUGCUAGUGCUCGUGAAUUUCUAGCGUUGUGAAUCAGUUCGUGAGUGUGAAACAUCAUAGAAUGAUCAACUACGAUAAUACAAGAUGAUUCUCUUUUUCGGAGGCGUAUUGGUAGCGUGUGUAGUGUUUGUAGCCUGCAUCACUCCACCGUAUUGCAGGAGUAUACAACGACAGCACAGUGAACGUUCGACAAAUGAAAACGAGUCGAGUGAAGAUGAAUCAACUUUGGUUCAGAUUCAAGUAACAGAUUUAGGAGCAAAUGCAGUACACAGCAAAAAGACCACCGGAGAAUCGAAUAGGGAACACAGCGCAGUCGAUUCGAACAAAAAUAAAGAGCAAAAUGAAAUUGCGAGUAAUUCAGUUUAUUCUGGAGAAGCGCGAAUUGUACCAGUUAAAGUUUAUACUUAUAAACAGCAUAGAGUAUCUGGAGGAAUCUGGUCGUCCGUUUUGAAGGAUCAGCUCCAGAAUAUUACGAAUUCAUCCUCAGAAGUGCAUGGAAGCAGAAGAAUCGUUCGGGCUCAGAUCGAAAGGAAUCCUACAAGUUCUAGUUCGAUCGAACCCAUCGAUGCUGUUGUUAAUAAUCACAAUUGUUCAGGACGCGUUCCGAUACCGAGCCAUGUAACGGAUCAAGAAGCCAGGAAGCUGCCAUCAUCAUCCGCCAUCAUCAAGAGACUGAAAAAAAUACUUCGUCGAAGAUCCCAGAAAGCAUUAAGUAAGCAUGUAAAAUCUGAUGGUAAUCAGAGUGUUCCUACUCAGACGUUAAAUCAAUGCUCGCCCCUGAAACGAAAAAGUGUGUCGACCUCCACGAGGUUAAGCGUGAACGGAUCGAACGUAAAAACGCGUAACGGCGAAGUUAUCAUCAGGCAUGAUAGCGAUAAUGACGAAACUGUGAGACAUUUGCGGCCUGAUUCACAUCAAUCAAAUACAGGACCGUUUCAGGAAAUGGUAUCCUUGAUCAAACGUGAAUCAACGAACGGGAAUUCGGUCUGCGAUUUAAGGAUAAGAGGCUUGGUGGUGAACCAGUCUCAAUUAUUGGAAUUAUUUAAUGCGGCCGAGGGAGUCAGCCGAAAUGCGUCGAUCGUCACAACCGAGGAGGCGUCGGUACUCACUAUAAAGUUCAACCGUCGUAGGGAAAGCAGCGAAGGGUCUUUCACGAGAAACACUUCUUUCUACGAGUGUCCAUUAGUGAAAUUUUACAGAAAUUUACCCCAGAUAUUUGAGGAUUUAUCGAUCUCCAAAUUGUUUCAUUCGCAAGAUGUGUCUAACAAUCCUCAACACGACAGUUGUAAUAAUCACUUGAGGAACGAUAGUUCCUACAAAUCAUUCCCUAAGAUCACCAACAGAUUCGAAAAACAUGUUCGAUAGGAAAAAAAUGGUUUAUUCAACCGCAGUCGCGUCGAAAUUCGAUGAAGGAUGACGAAUAUAAGACAUCCGUCACAUAUAUGUUUUUAUCAUUAAGCAGAACUCAUUGUCAGAAACAUUUUAUUCGACGAAGCAAUUGUUUUUUUCGUUUUAUUCUCCGAACCAGAACAGGAAUCCCAACUAAGAUUCCUGGUUCUCUUUGCACAUUUUCAGAUCAUAUAUGUUAUGAAUUAUUAUUAACAAAGCGUAAGAAUUCUUAUGAAAAUUCUUGUCAUAUUCUCGCCUCGCGGAUGCUAUUAAUUAACAACGAGAAUGUAAAAGAAUAACAUUAAUACUAAUCAUGUCAAUUAAAUAUAAUGCAUAUGCUACGUACUUAUAAAUUAAUAUUAUGUUAAAAAUAUUUUUAUAUGAUCUUAACAGAUAUAAAGUUAUUAGUUUUACAUAUCCAUUGACUUUGCAAGUUAGACAGCGAUAGCGUAGUUAGAUAGCGAUGACAUCCAUGAUUUAAAAUUGUUAGAAUACUACGAAUUAUUAAUAAACGAUUAACACGUCAAGCAUUCGAUCAUUUUCAUUCACUCGUUUUUGCACCUUCCACGUGUAUGCGACAAUUAUUUCGAAGAUUCCAACAAACGCAACCAGUGUUGUUUGAUCGUAAUUAAAAGUCAACAGGAUAAAAAUUACAAUAGAAAUCUCCCUUUUUGCUUCGAUCCUAACACGUCGCAUUGAACGUUAUGUAAACUUCAAUCAAUCGCAUUACAAUGUACGCUCGCGGCUCGAAAAAAUGCCGAUUGUGUAAUGAUAGCACGCGUGCACCGUCUUUUCGCAUUGUCUUCUCGUUGAACUAUCCUGACAAGAUACACAAUUAAUUAAUCGAGACGAGAACACGUUACAGGUAUUCUCAUUGUUAAGUAACUGGUAACGGUUCUCCUUCCUCGACUACGUUUCUCUCUUUUCAACUUACGUGUCGUCAGAAUAUUCUAUGCGAGAAGAGACGGGAAAUUGAAUACUUUUAUCAAUUUAAUUAAUUAUGUUGAUCGGCCAAGAGAUAACUCGCGUUUCUAUCCACACUGACACGAUCAGAUAAUGAGACGCUAACAAUCUGAAAACGAAUUCCUCUUCGCAUACUAGCUCUAAAUGGUGAUCGAUGCUUUUUAAUUAUGCCGUUUGAUAGGAAUCAAACCAAAGUGGAACAAACUGUGCG
Ceratina calcarata is the source of this 2630-nucleotide messenger RNA. RefSeq lists its product as uncharacterized. The transcript is spliced from 4 exons. Lineage: Eukaryota; Metazoa; Arthropoda; Insecta; Hymenoptera; Apidae. The record is from RefSeq and is a predicted model, not a curated record. The coding region runs from base 152 to 1432 and encodes 426 amino acids.